Molecule: messenger RNA, 1947 nt
Organism: Macrosiphum euphorbiae (potato aphid)
Lineage: Eukaryota; Metazoa; Arthropoda; Insecta; Hemiptera; Aphididae
Source: the annotation of a GenBank genome assembly
AUGUUAUUGAAGAUAACGCCGUUUUUGGCGGCGGUGAUCUUUUGCUGCGCAGCAGUUACAGUAAAUGUAGCGGAAAAACCAACAGAGACACCAAUUGAUAAACGGAGCACAGCCAAUGGGUACGGUUCUUACGCCGGUGGUUAUGCUCCGACCACGGAUUACGGUGCGGCGGCUGUACAAGACGGCGCUGCGGCUUACCAAUACGCCGCAGCGGCUCCGAUCGCCACCGGUCAAUACGCUACGGGUCAAUACGCCGCGGUUCCGGCGGCUGCUUCCAUUGGUGCCUUAGUGGUGCCUACCAACCAGCUAUUCUACCCGCAGCAACAAGCGUACGGAUACUCGUCAGGUCCAGCUUACGCCGCCCCGCUGACUUCGGUGGCUUAUAGCGCCUAUCCAGCCACGACUUAUGGCUUCCAGUCACCAACUUACAGUGCCGGUCAAUCGGCUGCUUAUGGUGCCGGUCAAUCGGCCGCUUACAGUGCUGGUCAGUCAGCCACUUAUGGUUCCGGCCAAUCGGCCUCUUACGGUGCUGGUCAGUCAGCCACUUAUGGUUCCGGUCAAUCGGCCGCUUACGGUGCCGGCCAAUCGGCUGCCACCGCUGCUUACAGCUCACCACCGGUCGCUUCAUACAGCGUAUCAUCCUCAACACCAUAUAAACCAGGGCCCGUGACUUUCGGCAAACCGGAAGCUGAUUUGCAAACCAACUUGGCACCAUCGUACCAAACGUCCCCGGGACUUAGCAAUUACGUUUCUUCAUCUUUCAAGACCAACAAGUAUCCAUCGUACUCACCAUCCUCCUACCCGUCUACGUCAAGCGAAUACUACGCAGCACAGCAGUCGUCGUCGUACGGGUCACCGUCCAAACCUAGUAGUUACCCAUCAUCAGUGUACCCGUCUGACAACUCAUACAACAAAUUUAAGUACCUGCCACAGAGUUCGUUGUACGGUGGUGGAUCAUCGUACAAACCAUCCCCAUCUGCCCAUUACAAACCAUCAUCACCGUUCGAUGCAUUCGCUCCAUCUUACGGACAAUCUUCGUCCUACUCGUCUUCACCUCAAAAGUAUAGUAGCUCUCCCUCGUAUGGUGGUAGCUCUUCCUCAUAUGGUGGUAGCUCUUCAUCGUACGGUAGUAGCUCUCCCUCGUACGGUGGUAGUUCUCCCUCGUACGGUGGUAGCUCUCUCUCAUAUGGUGGUAGCUCUCCCUCGUAUGGAGGAAGCUCUCCCUCGCACGGAGGUAGCUCUCACUCGUACGGUGGAAGCUCUCCCUCUUACGGUGGAAGCUCUCCCUCUUAUGGUGGAAGCUCUCCCUCUUACGGUGGAAUCUCUCCAUCUUACGGUGGAAACUCUCCUUCGUACAGUGGAAGCUCUCCCUCGUACGGUGGUGGAUCUCCCUCGUACGGUGGUAGCUCUCCCUCAUAUGGUGGUAGCUCUCCCUCGUACGGAGGAAGUUCUCCUUCAUAUGGUGGUAGCUCAUCCUCGUACGGCGGUAGCUCUCCUUCGUACGGUGGUAGCCCUCACUCGUUCGGUGGAAGCUCUCCCUCGUACGGUAGUUCAUCUCUGUAUGCUGGUAACUCUCCCUCUUACAGUGGUGGCUCUUCUUCGUAUGGUUCACCGUCCCCGUACAAACCGUCGUAUGGAUCAUCAUCACCUUAUAAAUCGUCGUCCUCGUACAAGGCGCCAUACAGCAGCUCCGGUCCAUCAUUUGAAUCAUCAUCCUCUUAUAAGUUGUCUCCAUAUUCUGGCGGAUCUUCCUACGAAGGAUCUCCAUCCCCAUACAAAUCUUCAUCUUAUGAAGGAUCUUCAUCUUCCUACAAGUCAUCACCAACCUAUUCAUCAGGUUCAUUCAAACCAAUUGCUUCUUCCUAUUCUCAGAGCGAAUAUGAAUCACCGUCAUCUUCUCCUUACAGUUCUAAGCCAAGUUCAUACGAAUACAGUUCUAAAUAUUGA